This is a messenger RNA of Photinus pyralis (common eastern firefly), 2257 nucleotides long. RefSeq lists its product as uncharacterized. NCBI's taxonomy places the organism in Eukaryota, Metazoa, Arthropoda, Insecta, Coleoptera, Lampyridae. The transcript has 6 exons. The coding region runs from base 265 to 930 and encodes 221 amino acids. The record is from RefSeq and is a predicted model, not a curated record.
UGUUGAAAACAUUUCAACAGAGUUUUCAACGUUGCUAACAACGUUGAUUGCAAGUUGCAAUUUCCGUGACGUAUUGUUUUUAGUGUUGAUACGUUUUCAACGUUAAAUUUUUUGCCAACUGUAAAACAGUGAAAGUAGUUCAAACAGUUCGUAAUAUUACUAAAAUUCGCGGGUAGUAGUCACAUCUCUGGUAGUUCUACGUACUUCUAACCUAAUAGAAAUCAAACCCAAAAUUUUUUCGUUUUGUAGUUUAUAAGUGUUAAUAUGAAUAGAAAGAAGACUAGCAAGUCUCAGUUUAAAAUAUAUUUAUCAUAUUUAAAGAGGCAUGAUAUAUUAAUAACAGGAAAGUUGACUCCAUCCACAAACACGGAGGGCCUAAAACAAAUUUGGAAUGAAAUGGUCGCCAAUCUUAAUAGUUGUGGGGAUGGUCCUGUGAGGAAUAUAGAGGGAUGGAAAAAGGUAUUUCGAGAAUGGAAAUGUAUUAUUAGAAAAAAAGCGAGAGAAGGAAAAGAGUUAAACGAAAUUGAGCACGAACUAAUUCGAUUAACGGGCGAAAUUGCUGUUACCGGAUUAGAUCAUGUUGAAUUGGGCAUUACUGAGGGCAUUAGCAAUGAAGGUGAAACUGCAGAAGCUUCUCCAGAUGUUGAUUUCGACAUUGAAAAUUUAGAGGUAGUGCAAGAGGAUGAAGAGCGAUUAUCUGAUGAAAAUCUACAGCCCACAUUACAUAAAGAAAAUGCAAAUGCUGCUCUGCCGUCUACCUCUCAAAAAAAACGUAAAAAAUGUACGGAAAAUCCCUUACUGAAAGCCUAUGUGAAUGCGCAAGAUGAAGCAAGAGAUGGCAUGACAGAUAUUGCAAAUGCUUUAAAUAAUAUAGCAGCAUCAAUAAACAGAUUUUGUGAUGUGUAUGAAAGAGUAAAUCUUGAUAUGUAAAUUUAUUAUGUACUUACAUUUAAGGGUUGUGUAAUACAUUUUUUUUUGAGGAAAUAUUAAAAGGACUACCAAAGAACAAUAUAAAGUUUAUUUAACUUAUCUUCAAAAAAAUAAACAUACUUUACAAAUACCUAAAGAAGAUUUCCAAGUGAUGUGUCUGGAACUGAACUCCAUUGAUGGACCAAAAAAGACUAUUCAUGAAUGGCAGCAGACAUUUUAUGAAUGGAGUAGUCGAACAAAAAAAAAAGCUCGAGAUAAUUUAAGAUACAUGAUGGAGACUGGAGGAGAACCUGGACUUGACAAUUAUUUAAAUGACAUCGAAGAAUUACUGAUAAGCAUACUGAAGUGGGUUACAAUCAAUGGCAUGAAUGUAAGUGAACUAGGCGUUUAUAAGUCUAAGACUGUGUGUACCAAAGUAAGGAAAGAGAUGCAUCAAAAGAAAAUGACUAUUUCUGUGGCACCAAAUACAAGAAAACGACCUAGACUUCUUCAGAAGCGUAUUAUGCAUACUUUUGAUCUUAAACAAAAGUUGUAUUUGCAAUCCAUCAAGGAAUUAAGAACUGCCAUUAUAAAUUUGUUUACUUCCAUUGAUAGAGUAAGUAAUUUAUACAUGAAUAUGCAUAUUAAUGAUUAAGUAACUGUAACUAUUAAUUAAAAUACAUCCGCACUAUUCUAGUUCGUACUUGUUCACCCUGAUACCUCUCAUGUCCAUUUUGUAGCUGUUGCUGAUCAUGUUCAUCUUGUACAUAUUCAUCUUCUGGAACAUCUAAAGGUAAAAUAUGAAUUAACAUUUGACUUCAUCAGCAUUCGGCAUUACCAUCAAUUAAAGCUUGAUCUCCAUGCAAUAUACACAUAUUGUGUAAAACAGCACAACUAUUUACUAUUUUAGCUGCAACUGGUGGGCUGUAAUGCAAAACUCGGUGUUUAAGGAGACACCGAAAUCUUGUUUUAAGAACUCCGUUCAACCUUUCGAUCACAUUUCUUACACUUCUAUGUGCAAUAUUAUAAGCACGUUUUGCAUCUGUAUCAGGAGCUGUUAUGGGUGUCAUCAGCCAUGGUUCGAGUGGAUACCCAGAAUCGCCUUCAACAAAACUUUGUAUAGAUUCCCCAUACAUGUACAGUGAUUAUAAUACCAAGUAAAUAGGAGGUAUGGCCUGCUUGAUAACUAUUAUAUAAAUUUUGUCGUAUUUGGCUUGUGCCCCAAAUAGCUGCAUCAUGAACUGAUCCGGGAUAACGAGCAUUUAAUGCUAAUAUUUUUAAAUUUGCAUCACAUAUCUGUCACAAAAUUAUUUUGUUUUCAAAUCAGAUUAAAAAGCUAUGAAUACCU